AUGUCUCAGGACGUGGAGCAGGAGGCUGCCGAUCGGUCUGCAGACCUAGGCGCCAUGGAGACAGGUCUCUUUUCCGACUGCACCAUUACCUGCGGCACGAAGACAUGGAACCUAAACCGAGCCACACUGUGCAGCAGAAGCGCGUGGUUCACGACCGCUCUAACGAGUCUGUUCCAGGAGGGACAACAGGCAACUGUCAAUAUCGAUGAGCAAGACGAGGACGCAGUUGAGGUCUGCCUUAAAUACAUCUACGGAGGAGUGGCUGCCAUCGACAUGGCCGAAGAGCUGAACAAGAGGGGCCGCCAGCCCAUCUUAUUCUGCGCCGAGGUCUACCGGUCCGCCGACUUCUUCCUGGUCAAGCCGCUGUAUACCCUCGUCGAGCACUACCUCGGCAACUACCUCGACAGCAAGAUCAAGUGGAUGUACAUCCUCGACAACGCCAUCGACGACUUCUACAAGGAGCAAAAGGCCCGGGAGUGGACCGCGGACCUCAAGGACGCGAUCCUCGAGGUGGAGCGUUGGAACACGCCCGUCAUCAACAACAUGCUGAAGGAGUUCGUCUGGGCCGGCAAGAGUUACUUUCUGGAGCGCUUCGCCCACGCACCCCACAUCAGUCUCAGAACGUGGUUCAGAAAGAACAUGCCGCAGUAUGUCAGCCGGGUUCAAAGCCUGUGCAACACCGCGGACCCUGUGUGGCGGACAGAGUCUACAGGCCCGACUUAG
This is a messenger RNA of Diaporthe batatas, 723 nucleotides long. RefSeq lists its product as uncharacterized. The transcript is spliced from 3 exons. Gene Ontology annotation, biological process: proteasome-mediated ubiquitin-dependent protein catabolic process; regulation of proteolysis. Lineage: Eukaryota; Fungi; Ascomycota; Sordariomycetes; Diaporthales; Diaporthaceae. The record is from RefSeq and is a predicted model, not a curated record. Gene Ontology annotation, molecular function: ubiquitin protein ligase binding. The coding region runs from base 1 to 723 and encodes 240 amino acids. Gene Ontology annotation, cellular component: cytoplasm.